UACUUGCCAGGGAAUUUAACAGGUUACUGAGACAAGAAGAACAACUGCCAUGGGAAAUACCACCAGCAGCGCAAUAUCAAAGGAGAUCCUGGAGGACCUGAAGCUUAGCACCAAAUUUACCGAGACUGAAAUCUGCCAGUGGUAUGAGAACUUUCAGAAGCAGUGUCCCACAGGACGCAUCACACCAGAAGAGUUUGAGGAGAUCUACACCCGCUUCUUCCCUGAAGCUGAUGCCAAGAGCUAUGCACGACAUGUGUUUCGCUCCUUUGACACCAACGAUGACAACACGUUGGACUUCAAGGAGUACAUCAUUGCACUGCACAUGACCUCCACUGGGAAGACUACCCGGAAACUGGAAUGGGCCUUCUCGCUGUUUGAUGUAGAUAAGAAUGGAUACAUCAACAAGACAGAAGUGAAAGAGAUCUGCCAAGCCAUUUUUAAGCUGAUCCCAGCUGAGGAGCAAAAGAAGCUACCAGAGGAUGAGAACACACCCGAGAAGAGAGCCAACAAGCUGUGGGCAUUUUUUGAUAAGAAAGACAAUGAACGACUGGCUGAAGGAGAGUUCAUAAAAGGAGUCAUUGAAAAUGAGAAUGCAAUGCGUCUUAUCCACUAUGAACCACUGAAACAAUGAAGUCAGAUAUAUGUAUCCACACUUCCUUUGUCUUUUAUUAAAAUAUAGCCUUUGUAUUUUUUCCCUCUUUCCUUCAGAUGUUCCCUUAACCCUCCACUUUAAUCCACUUACAUCUAUGUGUAAAUACUCAUGCUUGCAGUGUUUUGGUUGCGACUAAC
This is a messenger RNA of Melanotaenia boesemani (Boeseman's rainbowfish), 789 nucleotides long. It is a transcript of the gene rcvrn2, whose product is annotated as recoverin 2. Gene Ontology annotation, molecular function: calcium ion binding. The transcript has 3 exons. The coding region runs from base 50 to 631 and encodes 193 amino acids. NCBI's taxonomy places the organism in Eukaryota, Metazoa, Chordata, Actinopteri, Atheriniformes, Melanotaeniidae. The record is from RefSeq and is a predicted model, not a curated record.